AAUACCAUAGUUGGCUUUUAUGUUUCAGCUACUAUAGCUAAAAUCACGCUAGAAAAAAUGUUGAUAAAUCGAUAUUAUCCAUUGUUAUAUCGAUUGUGCUAUCGGUUUUGUGUUUUCUUUAGAUAACAAUUGAGUUCUAAAAACGUAAACAUUAUAUUUAAAGCGAGUUUUGGCCGUCGCUUAAUAAACUUAUUACAGUGAUGCUAACUGGAUUCCUUCCAUCGCUGCUGAAAGUGUUCUCCUGCUAAGAUGCACAGUCACGGCACUAGCAAAGUUGUUGCUACUCUCCGAGCAGAUGGCCAUGUCUACCCCAUAGAAAACUCGAACCUGAUGCACUACGAGAUUCGUACCGAAGGAGAAGUCCAACAAAAGAAGGGAAACCUGCUGGGGCCCGCCACAUGCGUGGACUUGGGCAAGCAAUUGCUUCAGUGUGCGAGGGACAGCGAUGUGGCUGGGGUGAAGACAGCGCUGGCCCAUGGUGCGCCCUUCGCGUCCGACUGGCUUGGUAUGUCGGCGCUGCACUUUGCUGCUAUGAACAACCAGUUGGAGAUCUGCGAGAUCCUUCUGCAAGGAGGCAUUAACAUGGACGCCAAGACCAAGGUGGACCGGACUCCGCUACACUUAGCCUGCUACUACGGGCAUGAACAGGUUGUUAGCUUACUGCUAGCUCUAAAGUGCAGCGUCAACUCCCGUGAUAUGCUUCGUAUGACUCCGCUUCAUUGGGCAGUUGAGAAGAGGCACAAGGGCAUUGUCCGCCUGCUGCUCAAGUGCCAAGCCGAUGUAGCCUUGGUGUCCAAAUUUGGUAAGACGCCGAUCGCAUUGGCUGUCUACACAGAACAGGCGGAUGUGCUAGCAGAACUUGAAGCUGCGCGGCAAGCACAGGCCAGUAAAAAGUUUAAUGAAGAAACGGAACGGCAAACGCAUAAGAGCAAAAAAGAAACUAGUGAAGCAGUCAACUCAAUUAUGGACGAGCCUGAAAUUACUAAAAGCCUUGAUGACCGGGAAAUGUCGGUGGAAGAACGAAUGGAUGUUCUGGAAAACCUGCGAGGGCAUACCAAUGUGCUGGGAAACUCUGCGCUUAAUAUGUUGAAGACGCACGGAAUCGCAGAUAUGGUGCAGGAAAACGAUGAUCAGGCCUCAAAAGAAAUGCUAAACACAGCGUUGCAGAAUGGACGCCAGCUCGUCCUCUCUGAAGGUGGACGUAUGCUACUUCACGAAACAAAAGCGGUUAUCAGCUGCAAACAAUCCUCAAAUGGAAAUGCCAGGUCGCCGGUAGUAGCACUCCGCACUAAUGUUAAUAACUCUUCUCCUCAGAAGAUUCGCAUGAAUGUCAUUAAGCAAAAAGACAUUCCGUCACCGGCAGGGGUUACCAAGAACAAGAAUAUACGUAUAAUCUCGUUGACUGAUUUCAAGAAGCUCUGCGGGUCGGACAGUCAGACAAAGUCUCUGCAGAAAAUUCCAGCAUCGUUAGCAAGUUCUGGAAUGGUACGUCAGCUUCCCGAUGGCACAAAGCUAGUCAACAUGCGCCAGCUGCAGGCUCGUCAGUUAAAGCUCCCAUCAUUGCAAAAACCUUUAGAGCCAACCACCAUAGUGGAGGAGUCGCAUGGAUUAAACGAAUCCGUGGUCCAUUCUACACUGCCAGCAAACAAUCUCCCAUCCAGUAGUACGCUCAGGGGUCAGGUGGGUACCGUGCAGACGAUACAGCUGCGGCCUUCACUACCGGCAGGAUCUGGACAGGGGACAACGAACAACGGCGUGGCUUCCAGCAAACCAUUUGUCAAUGCCACAAAGCUUUCGACGGCGAAAUCUCCACACGUAAUGCCGUUGCUAUCGUCUUCCGAAAUUUGUCGUCAGCUGCACGAGCUCCGACGGCAAAACGAAGAAUUACGUCGGCGAGCAGACUCUUUUCAGCGGGAAAAGGAGGAGAUGCUUAGGCGCAUAGACCGUCUAGAGCAAAUGGUGCUUGUUCGAGAAUCGGAGGCGGACAUGGAUUUCGGGGAUGACAUUUAGCUAGUUCUAAGAUAGGCUUAUUGUAAAUAUGUUAAGGUAGGUUUUAAGAAAAGGUAACCAUAUACCGUUAAGUGCAUUUUUUCAUCGUUCAGUAAACGAAGAAUUUCAUACUAUUUUAUAUCAGAACCGUAUUAACAUACAUAAAUGGGAAAAAUAACUG
Messenger RNA from Drosophila eugracilis, 2170 nucleotides. RefSeq names its product serine/threonine-protein phosphatase 6 regulatory ankyrin repeat subunit B (gene Atac3). Gene Ontology annotation, molecular function: transcription cis-regulatory region binding; protein binding. The transcript is spliced from 9 exons. The record is from RefSeq and is a predicted model, not a curated record. NCBI's taxonomy places the organism in Eukaryota, Metazoa, Arthropoda, Insecta, Diptera, Drosophilidae. Gene Ontology annotation, biological process: positive regulation of transcription by RNA polymerase II. The coding region runs from base 250 to 2010 and encodes 586 amino acids. Gene Ontology annotation, cellular component: nucleus.